This is a messenger RNA of Striga asiatica, 1649 nucleotides long. The record is from the annotation of a GenBank genome assembly. Lineage: Eukaryota; Viridiplantae; Streptophyta; Magnoliopsida; Lamiales; Orobanchaceae.
AAGGGCUCCUAGACCACUCACCUCGACGUGUAAGUCGAAUUAAACGUGCCAAAAAUUCGACCCAAACCAUCGAAAUUCCAAAACAACCCAUUUUUUAUUCCGUCCAGAGAGAUAGAGAGAGAGAGAGACUGUGUAUGUGCUGACUACAGAUUGUGUUCUGUUAUUAUCAAUACAGCGCGACUUUGUACGGCGACCAACAAUCGCAAUCGAGUAUUUUGGAAUAAGAAAAACAAACAACGGAGUGUUAGAUGUGAAUCGAGAAUUGAGGCAUGUUGAGGCUUUGGAAAUGGUACCAGAAUUGUUUGGCCACGCAUCCGGUGAAGACACAGGUUAUUAGCUCCGCUUUCAUUUGGGGAUUUGGAGACAUUGCAGCUCAGGCCGUCACCCAUUCCACUGCCAAAACCAGCCAUCUGCACAACCAUAUCGUCCAGGAUGAAGAUAAAGAACUUCAAAUCAAUUGGAAGCGUGUUGCAACCACGAGUUUGUUUGGCCUGGGAUUUGUUGGUCCGGUUGGGCACUUCUGGUAUGAAGGUCUGGACCGAUUCAUUAGGUCACGGCUAAAAUUCCGGCCAAAUUCCUUCCGUUUUGUCGGCACAAAAGUUGCGGCAGACGGCAUAAUCUUUGGGCCGCUUGAUUUACUCGUUUUCUUCACUUACAUGGGGUUCUCGACCGGAAAAACCACCGCCCAAGUCAAAGAAGAUGUGAAGAGAGAUUUUUUACCUGCCCUGGUUUUGGAGGGAGGUGUUUGGCCAAUAGUUCAGGUGGCCAAUUUCCGAUUUGUUCCUGUUCGGUAUCAGCUUCUUUAUGUCAACUUGUUUUGUUUAUUGGACAGCUGUUUUCUCUCAUGGCUCGAGCAGCAGGAGGAUGCUGCUUGGAAGCUGUGGUUCAAGUCGUUAGUAUCAUUGGAGAAAAAAGAAGAUAAAGACCCAACGAUGUACAACGGAAUAAGUUUGCAGACCCAUCGGAGCUCCAGCACCAGCGGCCACGUUCAGGAUAAUGUCUUCACCGUGAAGGCGAGGACAAAUAGAGUCGUCACCAAUCCGAGCAAGGAUUUCAAAUCGGGCCAAGGGGCCGCGGGCGCCCAACAGGGAGAUACUGGAGGACGAACGCAAGAAGCAUAUAUAUCGAAACUUUUGAUUAUAAUCUUGUUUCAAACUCUCGCCCACAUUGAGAAUGUCGAGAGCUUUGAGACACCCGAGUCGAUUUUCACUGACAUGAUCACUUUGUACGGCGAUGUUCGUAUGUUUGAUGAUGUUGUUGAGCUCUUUUAUUUACAACUGCAGAGCACUUGUGUCGCCGCUAACUGGGGUGCUGGCUCGCGGGUGAUGGGACUCGGCGACAAGCGUGCUUGUUGUGCAGUAUAUCUCGUCGACGUCGCACAUGCAGGCAGAGGACAGGAUCCUGAGUCGGAGCCCGAUUGUGAAAAUGAGGAGAUGGAGGAUUUGGAAGCUCUACCAAUGGAUGUGACACGGUUAGGGUUUUUGUUAAGGCGGAGAGGGAAGCGGAGUCAUUUCACGUCCUUCAAGUACAAUGGUCUUCAUUAUCAACUAAGCUCCGUUGAGUCGGAGUUGCGAAUCCAAAACGAAUUUAAGAAGUGGAUUGUUAAACACGGACGCGUGUAUAAAGACGAGGCAGAAAAGGCAAUGUGA